This is a messenger RNA of Dibothriocephalus latus, 509 nucleotides long. The record is from the annotation of a GenBank genome assembly. Lineage: Eukaryota; Metazoa; Platyhelminthes; Cestoda; Diphyllobothriidea; Diphyllobothriidae.
CGGAAACUACGCAGGACCUGAACCCAACCGGCCUGGAGGCCUUUUCAUUGGACUACAAAGUAGAGUGGCCCAUCAGUCUUGUCAUCAACCGCCUGGUCAUAGAGCGAUACCAAAUGCUGUUUCGUCACCUCUUCUACUGUCGACAUGUGGAACGACACUUGUCGACGUCAUGGGCCAUGCGGAAAACUGCACGACGGGCUAACACUCCUGCAGCACUUAGGUUGAACAGCGCAUUCAUUCUCAGCCAACGCAUGCUCACCUAUAUUCAGCAUUUCCAGUGUUACAUGACCUUUGAGGUGAUCGAACCGACUUGGCACCAAUUCUUCCAGUAUCUCGAUAAGGCUGACAACAUUGAUGACUUGUUGGACGCACACAUGCGCUGCCUGGAGGUCUGCCUCGACGAUUGUCUUCUCACUAGUCCCGAACUGCUGGCCGUCAUUGGCAAGCUGAAUGUGGUGUGCGUCAAUUUUGCCAACUUCCUCAAUAAAAUGGCCGCCGCUCUCCUGGAC